CCGACGUACGACAUCUUUGCUAUAUCCACGCACCCCACUUCCGCCGACAUCCGCAAUUAUCGACAGACGCGACUCACCGCUCUGGAGACGAACCCGAGCAGCUUCCUUUCGACCUACGAACAGGAGGUAGCUCUCCCUGCGGAGACGUGGAAGGAACGGCUGAGCGGCAGCGAGAAGGCCACCUUCGUUGCCCGCCCAUCCACCUCAUCGCAAAACACGACGGAGAGCGAACCUCUCGUCGGGAUGGUGACCGUACUCCCCGCACGCACUUUUCCACUUCCGCUCCCGGUUGCCUGUACGGACCCCAGUGUCGCCUACCUCAUCGUAGCAAUGUGGAUAGCUCCCGAGCACAGGCGGCGUGGACUCGGGCAGGACCUGUUACAGGCAUCGCUGGCGUGGGCCGCGAAAGACGUUUUCCGGGACACAUCUGGUGCGGGAGAUCCGGAGAAGCAGGCUGAAGUCUUUCUGUUCCUCGCGUUGGACAAUGCUAAAGGGCGGGGCUUAUACGAGAAGUCAGGGUUUGAUGCGGUU
This is a messenger RNA of Trametes versicolor FP-101664 SS1, 531 nucleotides long. RefSeq lists its product as uncharacterized. Lineage: Eukaryota; Fungi; Basidiomycota; Agaricomycetes; Polyporales; Polyporaceae. The record is from RefSeq and is a predicted model, not a curated record. The annotation marks the transcript as partial. The transcript has a single exon. Gene Ontology annotation, molecular function: acyltransferase activity, transferring groups other than amino-acyl groups.